CGGAUUGGUUUGUGCAGAGUGAAAACAACACCAAAGAACACAAGGAAACUUUGUUUGGGGUGCUGUAUAGUGACAGCUUUAAAAAAAAAAAAAAAAAAAAAAACUGAAAAGAAUAAGGGAAAUUUGUUCUGAUCACGCCAUUAUUAUUAACUGUGUAACAGGAAACCUUUCCCGAAUAUAUUUUUUUCUUUGGGUUUCUCGGAUAUUUAUUUAUUUAUUUAUUUAUUUUGCAUUUGGAUUUGCCAGUUCCGCGCUGAGGUGGUUAAGUGUCGACUACAUCCAUUCUCUUCGGGGAUUUUACUUAUCUCGGGGUUUUAUCGCAUUUCUUUGAAAAUUGCAUGCAAGAAGAAGAAACUUUACUAGCUACACUAACUUGUAAGAGUAAUGUUGGCCACCGGAGGGAUCUACGCUGUCAAAAAACGAAAGAAGCCGAUACAGAAAAUGCCAAAGCCCCCCCCCACAGAUGGAAUCAAAUCGAACCCGUCAAAGCGACAUCGGGACAGGCUGAACUCCGAGCUGGACAAGCUGACCAGCCUGCUACCAUUCUCGGAGGAUGUGUGCGCCCGCCUCGACAAGCUCUCUGUACUGCGGCUCAGCGUGGGCUAUCUCAAAGUCAAGAGCUACUUUAAUGCCACCAUGAAGAAGAACAAUGUGGGCUGGCUCAGGGAGAAGCCGGGGACUUUCGGCGGGAACGGACAGAGCGCGCCUCAGACUAAUGGAGCCAGCUUCUCCGAAGGAGACCUCCUACUCCAGGCUCUGAAUGGCUUUGUCCUGGCAGUCACAGCAGAAGGAUAUGUUUUCUAUUCGUCACCUACCAUACAGGAUUAUCUUGGCUUUCACCAGUCUGAUGUGGUCCAUCAGAGCGUGUUUGAACUGAUCCAUACAGACGACCGGGCUAUGUUCCGACGCCAGCUUCACUUCGCCCUCAGUCCCAACUCAUUCGAAUCUGAGGAGGGCACGGAACUCACGAAAAAUGGCAGCAGUAGCACCGGGCUUUCCAACAUUGUGAACUAUGACCCCCAACUCAUUCCACCUGAGAACUCAUCCUUCCUGGAGAGAAGCUUCUGCUGCCGCUUCCGCUGUCUCCUUGACAACUCUUCUGGCUUUCUGGCACUCAAUUUCCAAGGCCGGUUGAAGUUCCUCCAUGGGCAGAACAAGCUAUCGGAGGACGGCACCCUGGUCCCCUCUCAGCUGGCUCUGUUUGCCAUUGGCACGCCCCUCCAGCCUCCUUCCAUCCUGGAGAUCAGGACAAAGACUCUCAUCUUCCAGACGAAGCACAAGCUAGACUUCACACCUAUGGGAUGUGACACCAGAGGGAAGGUGGUCCUGGGUUACACAGACACUGAGCUCUGCAUGAGAGGCACCGGGUAUCAGUUUAUUCACGCAGCCGAUAUGAUGCACUGCGCAGACAACCAUGUCAGAAUGAUUAAAACAGGAGAAAGCGGCCUCACAGUAUUCAGACUACUGACCAAGAACGGAAGUUGGGUUUGGGUUCAGGCAAAUGCUCGCCUUAUUUAUAAAGGAGGAAGGCCAGAUUUCAUCGUUGCCCGUCAAAGAGCCUUGUCAAACGAAGAAGGGGAGGAGCACUUGCGCCAGAGGACGCUGCAGCUUCCCUUCAACUUCGCCACCGGAGAGGCGGUCCUUUAUGAAAUCGGUUCUAUUGGGGAUGACUUCUCCAAUGUUUUUCCAGCCAAGAACAAGAAGGGCGCUGAACAGAAGAGCAUUGAUCCCAACUCUCUUCUGGGCGCCAUGUUGAAGCAAGACCAGUCCAUCUACGUGUCACAUGCGGCCUCCGAGCCCCAGUACUCUCUCGAUAAAGCCAUGGAUGACACCACGCUGGUGAAUGUCCUUGGUGACCCCUGGAUUCCAGGAAACCACAGACAGAAUGCCAGCGUCAAGGAGGAAAGCGAGUCCUUGGCCAUGAUGGAUGCUUUGGAGAAGCUAUUCAAUGGAAAUUACCUCCAACAUGUUGAUGGGCUGGAGCUAAAGCACUGGGAGGAAACCUUGCUUGAGAUGGACAUUAACAACAGUGAAAUGUCCAUAGAGCUCAAUGAUAUCCUUAACAAUGACAUCUUCUCCUAUGUUGAGGAUGCCUUGUUCAAAGAGCAAUGCAAACCCAACAACAACGGGAAAGAUAACGGUCAGUCUUCUAUCAACACCCUGGCCGAGCAGAUGGAUUCCACUGGAGAUGCUCAGCCAAAUUUAUUUGAAGGCCGACUUCCAAAUGGCUUUGUUGCACAGUUUGACACCCAAACUUGCUCACAGUCACAGGGUCAAACUCUACAGGACUUACAGGAAUCACCUUUGCAAUCCUUUCAGACCACCCAGAUGGAUCAAAACCAGCAGUUGCUUUCAGCCCAUCAGGUAGGCAUCCAGCCCAACCAAGUUGGAAUGGAUGAGCCCAGUCUGGCAGGCUUCCAAGGCUUUCUGCAGGCUGGUCCUCAAAAUCACAAAGGACUGAAUGUCUCAAAUGACAUGCAGCCCAAGCUUCAGCAACAGUCACCUGCCAAUCUGAAUGCCCCAAACUCCUUUGUUCACUUUAGCUCCCAAGACAGCAUGGAGCUCAAUGCUAACAAUCAGCUGCAGUUUGGCCAGACACUGUCUGGACCCUGUGCACAGAACCUCAUGGGACACAGCUUGCAGCAGAGCAUAGUUGGCUCCCAGGGCUUCUCCAACCAUGGGCAGCCACAGAUACCCCAGAAUAACAUGGACGGUUUCUCUCAAAUAAGACCAAACCCUCAGGCCAACAAUGGUCAGCCCAACCCACUGGCUCUCCAAAGCCAACUUCAGACGUCCCAGCUGAUGCCAGCACAGCAGCUACUGAAUCCUAUGACUUCUACUGAGGAUAGUCAAUGGGUUACUUCCACGUCCAACACUAACUACACCCAGAACCUUCAGCAGGUGCCCAUGUCGGCCCAGAAUGAACUACAAAACGAUCUGCAGCAGCUAUCCCUGCCCCAGAACCCUUUGAUGAUGAAUCAGCUACCAAAACAGCACCACCAUCAAACAAAUCUAGUGCAGAGAAUGCAGCAGUUACAGCCGCAAGCAGUGAUCCAAAAUGGACAGCUGUACCCCACUGAGCCACACCAGGAAAGACUAGUGGGUGUUCACCCUACAGUGUCUUAUAGCCAAACCCAAGGACUUCAAAGCAUUCCCCAAAUAAGUUCUCUGUUGGCUCAGAACAAUCAGUUUCAACAGUGUGGGUUGGGCUUUGGAGCCCAACAAAUAAGCAGAGUCUAUCAGACCCCUGUGGGGUUAGCAGGCCUCCCUUCGACAAGCAGCUGCAUGUUCAAGAGCAAUUCCUCUCCCCCACUGAACAGGGUGCAGUUUAGCAGCAUGGAACACUCUACCCCUUCUUGCCUUAAUAUAAAGCUGUCCCCCACCCAAAGCCCCCGCAAGGCAUCCUGCUACUACCAGACAAAGCCUAGCGAACCCAUAGCGGGCACUACAGUCACUGCUCAGGAAGACAUCAGCAUCAGCUCUCCGUCAUGCCAGUUCCAGCCUGGCUUUCCUCCUGAGAUUCUCCUGGAGCAGUGUUUUAUAAACUGCAAUGGGAAGACUCCGCAACCAGGCCAUCCCAUGGAAGAAAAUGGAGAGUUACCCUAUACUGCACUUCCUAACGGAAACUUAUAUUUCCCAAAACAUUCUGCACAAGCCAGCUGCUGUGAUUACUAGAUGGCUGUCACUGUGUGCAGCAUUUUAGAGCACCAAAAAAAAAAAACAGAAAGCACAGC
This is a messenger RNA of Polyodon spathula (Mississippi paddlefish), 3734 nucleotides long. Its product is annotated as aryl hydrocarbon receptor-like. Lineage: Eukaryota; Metazoa; Chordata; Actinopteri; Acipenseriformes; Polyodontidae. The transcript is spliced from 11 exons. Gene Ontology annotation, cellular component: nucleus; aryl hydrocarbon receptor complex. Gene Ontology annotation, molecular function: protein dimerization activity; transcription cis-regulatory region binding; nuclear receptor activity. The record is from RefSeq and is a predicted model, not a curated record. Gene Ontology annotation, biological process: regulation of transcription by RNA polymerase II. Bases 385 to 3675 code for a protein of 1096 amino acids.